Messenger RNA from Sarcophilus harrisii (Tasmanian devil), 2092 nucleotides. RefSeq names its product G-patch domain and KOW motifs (gene GPKOW). Gene Ontology annotation, biological process: mRNA splicing, via spliceosome. The transcript has a single exon. NCBI's taxonomy places the organism in Eukaryota, Metazoa, Chordata, Mammalia, Dasyuromorphia, Dasyuridae. The record is from RefSeq and is a predicted model, not a curated record. Gene Ontology annotation, cellular component: spliceosomal complex. Gene Ontology annotation, molecular function: nucleic acid binding. The coding region runs from base 347 to 1609 and encodes 420 amino acids.
CCCAGCAGGCACUGCGAGUGCAAACACCAGCUGCUGGUAGGCGGACUACAAGACCCAGAAGGCACUGCGAGUGCAAACACCAGCUGCUGGUGAGGCCGACUUUAAGACCCAGCAGACACUGCGAGUGCAAACACCAGCUCCUGGUAGGCAGACUUUAAGACCCAGCAGGCUCUGCGAGUGCAAACACCAGCUGCUGGUGAGGCGGACUACAAGACCCAGCAGGCACUGCGAGUGCAAACACCAGCUGCUGGGACGGAGUACCCCUGUGCCUGCGCCGGAAAGCGGAAGAGCUGCAUAAAGCUGCCAGCAGAGCCGGGUCCGGUCUGUCCGGAGACUGGACUGCGCGAUGGCGCACGGGGAGAGUGAUGCUGCGGCCUCCGCGCCGCCGGGCCCGGUGUCUUUCGGCUUCAGCCGCACGGCGAGCCGGAAGCGGCUGGAGGGGCCGCGGGAGGAGGAGAAGGACCUAGUGCGGGCUGUGGAGGGUCGGGAGCUGCGCACUGUGCGGCCUCCCGACCAGGCGCCCCGGGAGCUGGUGAUCCCGCUGCUGCGGCGCGGCCACGGCCGGAGGGAGGCCCCGGACAAGGCCGGACUCCCGGAGGAGGGCGUCCUCCGCCAAGCCGUGGAGGAGCUGCUCGAGGAGUCCCGGCGCGCCCUCCAGGAGGGCCCCGGCGCCGAGGCUUCGGCGGCCUCCAUGGCCAUCCCGCUGGUGGCCCGGGCGGACGCGGACGCGGCCCCGGAGUCGGUGGGCGCGGACUACGAGGCGGUGCCCGUGGAGGCGUACGGGCUGGCCAUGCUGCGGGGCAUGGGCUGGAAGCCGGGCGAGGGCAUCGGGCGCACUUUCAAACAGGUGGUGAAGCCCCGAGAAAACCCCCUGCGCCCCAAGGGGCUCGGGCUGGGGGCCAGCCUGGCGCCACCCUCGGGCCCCCCCGGGCCCAGCCGGGAGAGCGCCGAGGAGCCCGCGGGACUGGCCCCGGGCAGGGCCGUGUUGGUGACGGCCGGGCCCCACAAGGGCCUCCGCGGGCAGGUGGAAGGGCUGGACCCCGACAACGCCCGGGCCCUGGUAAAGCUGGCCCCCUCCGGCCAGGUGGCCACCCUGAGCGAGCAUGUGCUGCGGCCGCUAGCCGAGGCCCAGAGCCGGGACCCCAAGGGGGGGCGCGGGGACCCUAAGGGGCGCGGGGCCCCCGAAGAGAAGAAGGGACAGAAGAGGAAGCUCUCCCCGGCCCGGGAGAGGCAGGCGCCCCACUGGCUGCGCAGGGACCUCCGCGUGCGCUUCGUGGACAAAAAGCACCACAAGGGGCGCUACUACAACACCAAGAUGAUCAUCGAGGACGUGCUGAGCCCGGACACGUGCGUGUGCAGGACGGACGAGGGCCGGCUUCUGGAGGGACUUCGGGAAGACAUGCUGGAGACGCUCAUCCCCAAGGAGGAGAAGGCCAGGGUCAUGGUGGUGCUGGGGCCGCAGGCCGGUCAGCUGGGCCGCCUGCUGGCCCGGGACAAGGAGAAGAGCCUGGCCCUGGUGCAGCUGCUGCACGAGGAGGGCCAGGGCACCAUCCUGCAGCUGGACUACGACGCUGUGUGCCAUUAUGUGGGGCCCGUGACCGAGGACUGAGGGGCACCUGCCAUUAUGGGGGACUGAAGGGCCCCUAAAAUAACCACAGGGGCUGAGCACCCCCUGCUAUUGUGGGGGGUAUGGAGGAGGACUGAAGGCCCCUUAUGUCACUAUAGGGGCCAAAGACUGAAGGCCCCCCCUUCUUCCACUGUUGGGGGGCCCUGAAGGAGAACUUGAAGGCUCUUAAUAUCACUACAGGGAUGGAGCCCCCCUCUGUCUCUGACCCUGCGUCUGCAUUGACUGAGGAUCUUGAGGCAGGGGGGCCUGGGCAUAAAGGAGGCCUCUGUGGCUCUGGCUUUUACUGUGUGCCUUCUGGCCAUCUCGGCAGAGCCUUCUAGUGCUCAUCACCAUGGGUGGCCUUUUGGGGCAGGGGCAGAGAGGGCAAGGGGAAAUCACAGGGUCCUGCCUCUCUUCUCUUAGUUUGGUUUCUGUUUUUUGUCUAAAUAAAAAGGCAUUUCCAAAAACAACUUUUUAGUCUCUUAG